CGAAGGGGGUGGUGGUUGAGUGACGAAGCGGAGACACAUCUGAGGUUGAUGUCAGCUGCAUGCAUCGCCCCCCCCACUGUGUGAAACUAAGAGUGGGAUUUCCUUAAAUGUUAUGUGAUGCACAGUGACCCGCCAACACCCCCCACACAGUUUCUACAUGACAUAAACAAAUGUCUGAGUGGGAUAUUGUUAUUACAGAGUACCCCCCCCCCAAGUAGCAAGGGACUUUAUUCUAAUUUCCCCUAAAUGCCCAGUUUUUAUACCCUUUUGCUUUUCCGGAACCACACAAACUUCUGCUUCCUCAAACACUGAAUGGCUGUUGUUGAAGCUUUCACUUUCUCUACAGUAUGACUUUGUAAUGUACAGUGGAGAAUUCACGGGGAAAUUUCGCCCACGGCUGGGGGAGUUUCCAUUGCAGCAGAGGCGGAGUUACACUGACGGGUUUGAUCUGUGAGUUAGUGCUUGUGGUCAUAAGCAGCAAGUUAAUCAGGUGGCAGGCUGUUGACAGUGUUUGUACAGUAGUGUUGGCACAAUAGUUGUACUCUAAACUUUGACUUGUAUACAGACUCAAAUCAGAGUGUGACUCAACAUCCUUGUCUCUGUCGACUUUUGUUCCUUCAUCUACAACAAAGUGGUGUGGAAAUGAAGUUUAUUGAGCUGGGGGACUCCAUCAGUCGCUUCAGAUUUGCUCAGUCCUGUUUGGGCUUAGCAGGUUGCCUGUGUGUGUGCUAUGCAGUCUGCACACCGUUCUGGCUGAAUGGGAGAGGGCUGUGGACCGAGUGGAAUAAUACCACAAGUGACCUGAUGAAACCAGACCGUAAAGAUGAUAUCGUCUUCAGCGCUGAGGAAGCAGAGAGAGUGUUUGGAGUUCUUUCCAUCCUGAUGGCUGUGAGCACCGGUGCUCUGUGUCUGGUGUUUGCCCUCUGCUGGACAUCUCAGACAGUGCGUUCCUACUCCAACACUCGUUCCCUCCUCAUGGCAGGACAGGCGCUUUACCCCACCACCCUGCUGCUGCUCACCAUGGCCUCCACAGGCUUCUUCUUCCUCCUAAGCUGGUCCUUUUUCACCUAUCAGCACCGGGAGGAAAUCCGCCAGGACUUCUCCGGGCUCGGCUCCUCCUACUGGCUUGGGGCUGUAGGUUGGUUCCUGCUGUUGGUCGUGGAGAUGAUCGUCUUUAUUGCUGAACAAGCUAUUGUACCAGACAUUUUACCAGACUUAGAGAAGGCUGUGGAAUCAUGGCGGAUUUCUGCUCAACUUAACGCUGCAAAACGGUCUUUCAGUGACGGCUAUUGCCCUGUUACCCACAACAGCAGCAUGGUUCCAAAGAGGUAUAUGUCAGCACCUUGAACUGAGAAAUAACAACCUGAUAGAGAAAAUGAUUGAAUACAUGUCAGUUGAACUUGACACACACAGACUCAGGGCUUGGAUUCAGUGCUGUCAAGAGGAAUUAAGAUUCUCUGAUUGCUGAAAGUCAGUCUGACUGAGGGCUUCCACAUCCUGAAGUGCUGAUUGUGGUGGUCAUUCUGAAAUUUGUUUUUCAGUGUGGACUGAAAUAAAAUGGAAACACACUAAGGACCAGUAAUCCUGACUGGCCCCCAUAUUGAUGAUCAUAACUGUUCUCUGACAAAGGGAUAUGUAAGCUUGUGUUUGCAAAAUUUUGUGUUUUUGUUAAGUUUGUGCCUCAGCCAGGAGCAGAUUGAGGGGUGAAGGGGUUCCUGUUGAAUACAUGUGAACAAAACACUGUCAGAAAGCAUCAGUUUGAUACUUUUAACUAAAGGCUUCAGUAGCUGCUGAAGUGAUGAAUGUCAAAAUGGAUUGUGUGAGACUUCCAGCAGUAAUUCUCAUGUCAAGAAAAAUGGCAAAGGUAAAUGUGUUAUUUUUUAAGGAGAAUUGUAUUUUUUUUUAUUCCUUCCUGUGCCAAGUUCUUACUCAAAGAAUAUCCAAAUGAAACUUUGGAUUUGUGGGCUUUACUAUUUAAAAUUUGUAAGGUCGUCACUUUACUAUGUAAAGUGCUAUGGGAUGACACAUGUUGUGAAUUGGUGCUAUAUAAAUAAAAUUGAAUUGAAUUA
Messenger RNA from Acanthochromis polyacanthus (spiny chromis), 2069 nucleotides. RefSeq lists its product as uncharacterized. The record is from RefSeq and is a predicted model, not a curated record. NCBI's taxonomy places the organism in Eukaryota, Metazoa, Chordata, Actinopteri, Pomacentridae. The transcript is spliced from 4 exons. The coding region runs from base 643 to 1347 and encodes 234 amino acids.